AUGGCAAAGACACCUAUUGAAUGGCUUUCAGCUACCUUAUUGGAAGACACUCUGAAGAUAUGGAGUACUAUCCCCAACCCAAAAAAUGCUGCAUUUCACGAUUACUUCGUUUUUGAUAUAGUAGGGCUAUCUCACUAUGAGUACGUCAGAGAUCAAUUCAUGGAAGAUGUAACCGAAUUAAGGAAGCGGUUUUCUUCUCCAUCUGAAGCAUCUUUACAAAUUAAACCUUUAGUUCCCGCCAUUGACUUUGUUAGGAGCACUUCCCAAAUAUGGGACAAAAUUGUUAAUGAUAGAACUCUUGACAUUCCUUCUCACCAGGUGAUGAUUGCUAAAAUUAGAUGUGAACAAAUUGACAAUGAUAAAUUUAAUGGGUUCAUUGCUAACGAGGAAUGGUCUCAACUGAAAGUAGCGGUUAAUAGUCCUCCAGUACAAAAUUUUGGCCAAAAAGUUACUUCAUUGAUUGACAAAUACUUAGCUGAAUACGACGUAGAAGCCGAAUUUUACGAUGAAUUUGUUAAAGCCAAACAAAAAGAAAAACUAAAACAACGCUUGUUACACGAAAUCAAACCGACAUUUGAUUCCUUACUGGACAACCUGUCUUCCCAAGUUCUAAGUGAUUUCAAAUUAAAAAUCCACAAAGAAUUGAAUGAAGGGAAAAUUUUUUACCAGGCUGCAAAUUGGUCUACGAUGUUGACUAUGUUUGAGAUUGCAUAUGAAGAUUCAAAGAUUCAACAAGUAGAAUGGACAUCUACAAAAGUAAAGAAGAAAUUGGUGGCUCAAUUGGUGGCUCAAAUGAGAGAUCAUGUUGAUUCCAUUAGGUCAAUUAAACAAAAUGAGUUUAAAGAACAACUUAUGUCUAAACUAAAAAGUGGAUUGACCAAAUCUAUAGGAGCUAUUCUGAAAACACCCGGAAAUAAUAUGUGGAAUAAACUUAGUGAUCUCUUUCAUCAGGAGACAAACUUGGCUUGCUCUGAGUUUAAGGUUGCCCUAGAGGACUUGGGGGCAUAUAACUUUACUAAAUUGGAAGAACUUGAAACUUUGAAGGGAUAUGGAAGACAUAUAAUCGAGAAAAGUGUGAGGAAAGAAAUUCCACAAAUUGGGCAGAUCAUGCAAAAGAAGUUUUGUCAAAUAUUGUUGAAUGAAUCACCCGACUCAAUUAUUCCACGAAUUUGGAAAGGAAUCGACAACAUUCAGGACAUUAUAAAAACGGCUCGAAAUGAGUGUGUAAAUAUUAUGUCUGUUAUGGCUAUAAUUCGUUUGGAAAAUAAAGAGGGUGACAACAUUCAACAAAUUCUCUCUAAUGCUUUACUAGAAGAAGGUGGAGAGGGAAGUCUCACGUCCAAUAAUUGGACUGGGGUGGAGGCAUCUAAGACAUUGAUUAGCCCAGCUGCUUGUGCUACUAUUUGGGAUCAGUUUCUAAAAUCCUCUGGCUUAAUUAUUAAUUCUGUUGAGCAAACUAUUCAAGCAAGGAUUGAUGCUGAUAAAGCAGGAUUAGCUGUUCCAGAUAAUGAGGUUAGUUUCUAA
Molecule: messenger RNA, 1524 nt
Organism: Impatiens glandulifera
Lineage: Eukaryota; Viridiplantae; Streptophyta; Magnoliopsida; Ericales; Balsaminaceae
Product: protein ROOT HAIR DEFECTIVE 3-like
Exons: 14
Coding region: 1-1524 (507 amino acids)
Biological process (GO): endoplasmic reticulum membrane fusion
Cellular component (GO): endoplasmic reticulum
Molecular function (GO): GTPase activity
Source: RefSeq, a predicted model, not a curated record